AUGGGGCUUUGGCAACUGUUCGUUGUUGCACUGAUGCCAGUUGUGAAGGUGCUCCUGAUUACUGCAGUGGGCGUAUUUCUUGCAACUGAGCGCAUGGAUAUUUUGGGGACGGAUGCGCGGAAGCAUCUGAAUAGUCUUGUGUUUUAUGUCUUGAAUCCAGCACUUGUUGGUAGCAACUUGGCGAAAUUCAUAACAUUGAAAAGCAUAGUUAUGCUGUGGUUCAUGCCACUCAAUAUUCUUAUCACCUUUAUCGCUGGCUCGGUGCUUCGAUGGCUACUUAAAAAAAUUACAAAAGCUCCUAAUCACCUGCAGGGCCUCAUCUUGGGCUGUUGUGCUGCUGGGAAUCUGGGCAACAUGCCUCUCAUAAUCAUUCCAGCUGCCUGUGAAGAAAAAGGCAAUCCAUUUGGCGACGCCAGUAUCUGUAAAAUGCAUGGAUUGGCAUAUGCUACGCUCUCAUUGGCAAUUGGAUCCAUCUUCUUGUGGUCAUAUGUGUACAAUAUUGUGCGAAUAUAUUCAAGUACAGAUUCUGAUGAAACCAAACCGGAUGCCUUGCCAGAGGGUAUAGAGUCUGCCCGAGAAAUAACACCAGGGCCCAUGCUUUUCUUAAAAGAGCCCUCAAUCGAUGAGGGUAUGGAGAACUUUGAACUUGAUCGUGCAGUGUCAAAGGGGAAGGCGAAGGUGCCAUUUCCAGAAAACAUUAAGCAAGGAUUUCAAAAGGUUCUGAAGAAACUCAACCUGAAGAGAUUGCUUUCACCUUCAAUUAAUGGAGCGAUUGUUGGGUUUAUAGCCGGUACUAUCCCUCCCUUCCGAAAAGUGUUGAUCGGUGACAGUGCUCCUCUUCGUGUGGUUGAAGACUCUGCAUACUUUGUCGGGGAGUCAGCCAUUACAAUCACCACUUUGAUUGUAGGAGCAAAUCUUCUGAAGGGCUUCAGGGGGUCAAAGGUGCCGAUCUCAUUGAUUAUUGGUAUCACGGCAGUCCGUUAUAUAAUCUUUCCGAUAUUGGGAGUUGGUUUCAUUAAAUGUGCAGUCCAUUUUGGCGCGGUGAACUCAGAUCCUCUGUGCAAGUUUGUUCUGCUGCUUCAAUUUGCACUGCCUCCAGCAAUCAACAUAGGUUUUAACAUUCAUGCAAAGUUCAACCAUGAACUAGAAAUCGGUUUUUCGCAUGUUCCUUGUCCUGAUUUGGCAGGCACAAUGACCCAGUUGUUUGGAGCUGGCGAAGCCGAAUACUCGGUCAUCAUGCUAUGGACCUAUGCCUUGGCCUCAGUUUCGGUGAUGCUUUGGUCAGCAUUCUUCAUGUGGCUCGUCAAAUAACUAUCGCUUGCCUCUUGGAUCGCUUCCAACAUACACAAU
Molecule: messenger RNA, 1350 nt
Organism: Populus nigra (black poplar)
Lineage: Eukaryota; Viridiplantae; Streptophyta; Magnoliopsida; Malpighiales; Salicaceae
Product: protein PIN-LIKES 3-like
Exons: 10
Coding region: 1-1311 (436 amino acids)
Biological process (GO): endoplasmic reticulum to cytosol auxin transport
Cellular component (GO): membrane
Source: RefSeq, a predicted model, not a curated record